This is a messenger RNA of Daphnia magna, 2697 nucleotides long. It is a transcript of the gene Srp54k, whose product is annotated as signal recognition particle 54 kDa protein. Gene Ontology annotation, molecular function: manganese ion binding; GTP binding; GTPase activity. The coding region runs from base 94 to 2697 and encodes 867 amino acids. The transcript has 15 exons. Gene Ontology annotation, cellular component: signal recognition particle, endoplasmic reticulum targeting; cytosol. Lineage: Eukaryota; Metazoa; Arthropoda; Branchiopoda; Diplostraca; Daphniidae. The record is from RefSeq and is a predicted model, not a curated record. Gene Ontology annotation, biological process: SRP-dependent cotranslational protein targeting to membrane; SRP-dependent cotranslational protein targeting to membrane, translocation.
GAGAGUGACGUGCUCUUGUCCGCUCUCUGCUAGUGUAAAUUCACUCAACAAAUUACUGAAAUUAGUGAAUUGUCGACGACUUAGUUAUCAAAAAUGGUGUUGGCAGAUUUAGGAAGGAAAAUUACCUCGGCCUUAAGGUCGCUGAGUAAUGCGACAGUUAUCAAUGAAGAGGUUUUAAAUGCUAUGCUAAAGGAAAUAUGUGCCGCUUUGCUUGAAUCAGAUGUCAAUAUCAGAUUGGUAAAACAGUUAAGAGAAAAUGUCAAAUCAGUUAUUGAUUUCGAUGACAUGGCUGGUGGUUUGAAUAAGAGACGAAUGAUCCAAAGUGCUGUCUUCAAGGAGCUAAUCAAGUUAGUAGAUCCUGGAGUCAAACCAUAUCAGCCAGUCAAAGGACGCCCCAAUGUUAUUAUGUUUGUUGGUUUGCAAGGUUCUGGUAAGACUACAACUUGCACAAAAUUAGCAUACCACUAUAUGAAGAAAGGCUGGAAAUCUUGUCUUGUCUGUGCUGAUACUUUCCGUGCUGGUGCUUAUGAUCAGCUCAAACAGAACGCCACAAAAGCCAGAAUCCCUUUCUAUGGAAGCUACACAGAAGUUGAUCCAGUGGUCAUUGCUCAGGAGGGUGUUGAUAUGUUCAAAGCGGAAAAUUUUGAAUUCAUCGUCGUGGAUACAAGUGGCCGACACAAGCAGGAGGAUUCACUUUUUGAAGAAAUGUUGCAAGUUUCAAAUGCUGUGAAACCAGAUAAUAUCAUCUUCGUCAUGGACGCCUCCAUCGGCCAGGCAUGCGAGGCUCAAGCCCGUGCCUUCAAAGAAAAAGUAGAUGUUGGUUCAGUUAUCAUCACAAAACUGGAUGGUCACGCUAAAGGUGGUGGCGCUCUCAGCGCUGUGGCUGCCACGCAGAGUCCCGUAAUUUUCAUCGGAACCGGAGAGCAUAUCGACGACCUUGAAUCGUUUAAGACGAAGCCUUUUAUUAGUAAAUUACUGGGACUUGGUGAUAUUGAAGGACUCAUAGACAAAGUCAAUGAGCUAAAGUUGGACGACAACGAGGAACUCAUAGAAAAAAUUAAACACGGCCAGUUCACUUUACGCGAUAUGUACGAACAGUUUACUAAUAUCAUGAAGAUGGGACCAUUUUCCCAAAUCAUGGGGAUGAUACCGGGCUUCAGUCAAGAUUUCAUGACCAAAGGUGGUGAACAAGAGUCAAUGGCCAGACUAAAGAAACUUAUGACAAUCAUGGAUAGUAUGAAUGAUUCCGAGUUAGACAAUCAAGAUGGAGCUAAACUUUUCAGCAAACAACCUACGCGGAUGGCGCGGGUGGCCAGAGGGUCGGGCGUGACUGAACGUGAAGUUAAAGAAUUGAUUUCUCAGUAUACAAAGUUCGCAGCCGUUGUCAAGAAGAUGGGUGGUAUCAAGGGGCUUUUCAAAGGAGGCGACAUGACGAAAAAUGUCAAUCCCACACAAAUGGCCAAGCUGAAUCAGCAGAUGGCUCGUAUGAUGGAUCCGUCCGUUCUCCAGCGAAUGGGUGGUAUGGGAGGAUUGCAAAAUAUGAUGAGGCAACUUCAGCAAGGGGCUGGUGGUCUAGGAAACCUUAUGGGAAUGGGAGGAGGGAGAAAAAAAAUGGGUGGAUUCCUAGAUAAACCGAAAACAGAAAAAAGUCGGGAGUGUAAUGAGGGCAAUGGACUCAGAUAUGGAGUUGUCAGUAUGCAAGGUUGGCGUGUAGAGAUGGAAGACUCACAUACUGCAGUCGUUGGGCUGCCAGGUGGUUUCAAAGAUUGGUCAUUUUUUGCCGUCUUCGACGGGCACUGCGGCUCGACUGUUUCAGCUCAUUGUGCAAGUAAUUUGUUGCCCACCAUUAUAGAAACAGAGGACUUCAAGAAAAUUUCACCAAAGACAGCCGAGAAUGAUGAAGAAAACAACGAACUCGAAAGUACCAUUAGACGUGCCAUUCACGCUGGGUUUCUUAAAUUGGAUGAGACCAUGAGACAAAUGCCAUGUGUGGCAAAUGGGGAAGAUAAGAGCGGAUCAACGGCAGUGUCCACAUUAAUUUCUCCAACCCACUUCUACAUAGCUAAUUGUGGCGAUUCUAGAGCUGUUCUGUGUCGAAAUGGUGAAGCAGCCGUCUGCACGAUGGACCAUAAGCCGACGGUGGCUGCUGAAAAAAAGAGAAUACAAGACGCAGGCGGCUCGGUUAUGAUUCAUAGGGUCAACGGAUCACUGGCAGUCUCAAGGGCUCUUGGUGACUUUGAAUACAAAAGCGUAGAAGGCAAAGGGCCGACCGAACAAUUGGUAUCUCCAGCUCCAGAAAUCUACGUCGAAACACGAAAGCCAGAUGAGGACCAAUUCCUCGUUCUCGCUUGCGAUGGUAUAUGGGACGUGAUGACAAACGAGGACUUAUGCCAUUUUAUUCGCUACCAAUUAACCAUCACGGAGGAUUUGUCGAAAGUUUGCUCGGCCGUCGUUGAUCAUUGCCUCUUCAAAGGAAGUCGUGACAACAUGAGCAUAGUAUUGAUUACUUUUCCAGCAGCACCGAAAAUUGUGAAAGAAGAGGUGGAACGCGAAAAGAAAUUCGAAGACUGGAUUAAAGAGAAAACUUAUAAAAUCUUGGAUGAUGACCUACACGCCGAAGUUAGUCGUAUCCUUCAAAUUAUAAAUGAUGAAGAAAUUCCGGAUCAACCACCGCUUAGUUCCGUUGGCUCGAAGUAA